GAAGAGCUGUGCGGCCAGAGCCCCCUGUGCGCCAUUGACCUGGAGGUGAUAGUGGACAAACCGCUGAGGAUAUUUCACGUGGAAGUGGAGAUACAGGAUAUAAAUGACAAUGCUCCUGUGUUCCCAGUAAAUGAAUUAAACCUGUUUAUAUCAGAAUCAAGUCUGCCGGGUUCGCGUUUCCCACUAGAGGGCGCUUCAGACGCAGAUAUUGGUACAAACUCUCUGCUAAUCUAUAAACUCAGCUCUAAUGAAUAUUUUACUUUAGAUGUACAAGUGAGAAAUGACCAUAAUAAAUUAGCAGAGCUUGGGUUAAAGAAAGCUCUGGAUAGAGAGGAAACUUCUGAGCAUAUUUUAUUACUCACGGCCACUGAUGGAGGCAAACCGGAGCUGAUGGGCACAGUUCAGCUGGUGAUCACGGUGCUGGAUGCCAAUGAUAACGCGCCUGUAUUUAAUCAGGCAGUUUAUGAUGUAACUGUGUUAGAAAAUACAGCUAAGGGGACAUUAGUCAUCAAACUUAACGCCACCGAUUUGGAUGAAGGGACUAACAAGAAUAUAUCAUAUUCGUUUGGUAAUUUUGUGCCUCCCAUUGUAAGAGCGGCGUUUAACCUAAAUUCACAUACCGGUGAAAUCAGGGUGAAAGGAGACCUGGAUUACGAGCACGUUGAGUUAUAUGAAAUUCGAAUUGAAGCUCAAGAUAAAGGUCACCAGCCAAUGACGGGACUGUGCAGUGUUUUACUACAUGUUUUAGACGUGAACGACAAUGCCCCUGAGCUGAUCGUGACUUCCCUUUCCCUGCCGGUGCCGGAGGACGCUCCCCCGGGGACAGUGGUGGCUCUUAUUAGCGUCUCUGACCGGGACUCGGGAGACAACGGCAAAGUCACCUGCUCCAUCCCCCCGAACCUGCCCUUUCGGCUCUUCUCCACCUUUAAGAAUUAUCACUCGCUGGUGCUGGCGGAGGCCGUGGAUCGGGAGCGAGUGUCUGAAUAUAAGAUCGUGGUGACAGCCAGAGAUGAAGGGGCCCCGUCUCUCUCGGCCAGCAGCAGCAUUUUGGUGCCGAUCGCGGAUGUGAACGAUAACGCCCCCGCUUUCCCUCAGCCCAUUUACACGGUGUUUGUGAAGGAAAACAACCCACCCGGGGCCCAUCUCUUGACCUUGUCGGCCUCGGACCCGGAUCUGCGGGAAAACGCCUUUGUGAGCUAUUCGGUGGUGGAGCGAAGUGUGGGAGAGCAGCCCCUGUCCAGCUACAUCUCGGUGCACUCGGAGAGCGGGCAGAUCUAUGCCCUGCAGCCCUUGGACUACGAGGAGCUGCAAGUGCUGCAGUUCCAG
Molecule: messenger RNA, 1326 nt
Organism: Chelonoidis abingdonii (Abingdon island giant tortoise)
Lineage: Eukaryota; Metazoa; Chordata; Testudines; Testudinidae
Product: protocadherin alpha-8-like
Biological process (GO): homophilic cell-cell adhesion
Cellular component (GO): plasma membrane
Molecular function (GO): calcium ion binding
Source: RefSeq, a predicted model, not a curated record